Megalops cyprinoides (Indo-Pacific tarpon) is the source of this 1973-nucleotide messenger RNA. RefSeq lists its product as uncharacterized. The record is from RefSeq and is a predicted model, not a curated record. The transcript has 3 exons. Gene Ontology annotation, biological process: regulation of transcription by RNA polymerase II. The coding region runs from base 91 to 1218 and encodes 375 amino acids. Gene Ontology annotation, molecular function: RNA polymerase II cis-regulatory region sequence-specific DNA binding; DNA-binding transcription factor activity, RNA polymerase II-specific. Gene Ontology annotation, cellular component: PcG protein complex; transcription regulator complex. NCBI's taxonomy places the organism in Eukaryota, Metazoa, Chordata, Actinopteri, Elopiformes, Megalopidae.
CGAUCAUCGGCGUCAGUCGAGCUACCGAUCUGGCUUUGGAUGAAGUGAAGUUUCUCAUCAAUAUACGCUAAAUCACAGUAGCUGAGGAAAAUGUCCAAGAUCGAGCGUUUGAAAGCAAGUGUGGCGCAGCUCUUGGCUGUGGCUGUGCACGAGGUUCUGGAUGUGGUGGGGCAGGCGGUGUCGGAGUACCAGGAGGAGACUGCCAGGACGCAGAGGGAGAAUGAGAGCCUGAGGCGGAGGCUGUGGGAACUCCAGGAGGUGGUGAAGACUGUGAGCACAGGAGGUCCACACUCUCUGUCUCUCGCAGUCUCUGAGGGAAGGUCUCCCAUUGAUCAGCAACACUAUGAGCAGGACUGGAACUGCAGUCUGAGGGACGACACAGAGCUCACAGUGCAUGAAGAGAAAGCAGCGCUGAUCAGGCAUAGGAGGACUAGGCAAAGGGAUGAAGAACUCAGAAGACUGGAGUCUGAUCACUCUGCAGACUCGGAGGCUGAGUGCGAAGUGCUCGGACUGAGCGCGCUGGGGUCGGAGUGCGGGACUCAGAUGUCGGAUACAGCCCAGUCGAUAUUCACAAGCCGCAGUGUGAAAAACGACUCUGACGUGGACUCCGUUCACACCGUGAACAUUCCCAACACGCUGUCUCCAAACACUUGCAAUUCAGGAACUAUGCCCAGCCUGGCCUCCGAUGAAAUUAAGAUGGAGCCGGAGCCGCCGGAAUGUUCCAUGUCAGAACAGCACGCUGCCCAAAUUCCUUUGUAUGGUUGUGCAGACGCAAUUGGCAACUUGGCACAAGAUGAACCCAAUCAAGAACUGUACCACUCUGAAAGGGAGUCUCAGGGACAGAUCUACAUUCAGCCAGAACGUAGCACAGUAGGGAAGAGAUUCAAGUUUGGGAAAAUUAUUAGAUCGUUGUCCGAUAAUAAAAAACACAAGCAGUAUAAGAGGAAGGAGGAACAACACAUCUGUUUUCUCUGUGGGAAGACCUUCAGUCGCGUAGCAAAUCUCAGAAUACACCAGCGAUGUCACACAGGAGAGAAACCUUACUGCUGUGUGCAGUGUGGGCGGUGCUUCAGUCAAGCAGGAGACCUUAAAAAACACAAGCGAGUUCACACUGGAGAGAAACCAUACCACUGCACCCAGUGUGGGAAGAGUUUCAGUCGUGGCGAAAACCUUAAAAGACACCAGAAAACACAUGUGGGAGAUCCCUUACUGGUGUGAAGUGAGCUUUGGUCAGUUGAGACACAGUAAAAAUUCCCCUGUGUCAUCAUUCUAUUCUCCCAACUGGAUUCUCAUAGUGAAAUAGGAAGUGUGCUAUGUGGCUGCAGAAGUGGUGUCACAGUGCUGGGAAGUACUGUGUGUGAGGUCUUGCACAGGCAAGUUUGCAAAGAUUUGUCAUGAACAAUAAACUAACAACACUGUUGUUGAAAUGUCAUGGAUUUUUCCUUUUGUAAUGGCACUCUGAAGCAUGUUUACUGAUGUUUGAUAAUGAGGUAUGAAUGGGAUACAGUGAAGGGGUAGUAUUCGCUGUUCUAAAAUGAAGCUAUUUGGUUUAAUCCAAACAUCUGGAUGGUGAAGUUGGUUAAAAUACAUCAAUAAGCAGCCGUAGUGUAUGCACUUCUGGAGUAUUUUAUGAGUGUGGAGUACUGUGACUAAUGUGCAAGUAGCUGCACAAUGUUGUAAUACUCCCACACUAAAGUUUAGUGAACAUGGAACAUUUCAAUUAACCAGGUCUGAUGUGAUGUCAGGACAGAAGUGGUGAAGACAUGGUUGGUCAAAACAUUGUUUUGCUGUUGGUGUGGGAGCAUGACAACAGUGAAGAGGUAUUGUGGAUAUGUAAGAAUAAAUCAUGAGCAAAAGAUUUAAAUAUUAUUUAACAGCAAUUUUUGAUCACCAUUAACAGUGAUCCCUCUGUAUGUAAGUACCUAUAUAUUUGAUUUCACUAAACCACUUGUAUAAAUAAAACUAAUUUUUAA